UUUUCCGUCGCAUUUAGACUCUAUUGAAGUUUUUACUGCUUAUCGUUUUUAUUUUCGUCGUUUUACUCGUUAACCUCUGCCCCCAUAUUGCCGCCAAAUACAACCAACGGAAGUGAACCGGAAGUUGUCAUCAGCUAGCAGAAGCUAGCAGUUUGACGACAAAGAUCCGAUCCGGUGAGCAUCAGACGGAGCUGAUUAUUGAUUAUUAUUGAUACGUUUCCCGCUUUACAGUCGGAUUAGACCGUGUAAACUGUCUGGGAAAACUUCCGGUCCGGGCGCAGUUCGACUCCAUUCGGACGCUGCUUUUACCGAUCUUAUCGAGUAUAAACAUGUGUGAGGAGCAGACGGUGUCCUUGGUUGAUGUUUUGGAGGAAGAUGAAGAGUUGGAGGAAGAGGCUUCAGCUGUUUUGGCAGGAAGUGACUCAGAUCACUGCUCAUACCCUCAGGGCUAUGUGAAGCGCCAGGCUCUCUACGCCUGCAACACCUGUACACCAAAGGGAGGAGAGGCAGCAGGAGUGUGUUUGGCGUGUUCAUAUAAAUGUCAUGAAGGUCAUGACCUCUUCGAACUCUACACUAAGAGGAACUUUCGUUGUGACUGUGGAAACAGGAAGUUCACAGAGCUGCAGUGUAAACUCUACCCUGAUAAAGAUGAGGUCAACAGUCUGAAUAAAUACAGUCAUAACUUCUUUGGAGUUUACUGUACCUGUAGCCGGCCUUAUCCAGACCCAGACGACCAGGUGGAGGACGAGAUGAUUCAGUGUGUGGUGUGUGAGGACUGGCUGCACGGCAGGCACCUGGGCUGUGUGGUUCCAGACUGUGUGGAGCUGCAGGAGAUGAUUUGUGAGUCCUGUAUGAACAAACACCCUUUCCUCUGGACCUACUCUGUUCACCUGGCAGUUCCAGGUGUAGCAGCACAGGUGAAGGAGGAAACAGGAGGAAAUUCAAACACAGACGUUCCCAACAAAGAAGAACAGGUCGAUGAUGUCAUCGAGCCCAGCAGUAAGCGGAGCCGUGAGGAGGUGAAGCCUAGCUGCAAACUGAAGGAACUGCAGGGGAUUGGUCAGAAUAGAGUCCAAUCAGGAGCUGUGUUCUGGCCUUCAGCAUGGCGCUCCAAACUCUGCUCCUGUAACACCUGCCAGGAGCGUCUAUCUGAAGCUGGUCUGUCCUUCCUGUUGGACGAGUCGGACACCGUCCUCGCCUACGAGAAAAAAGGAAAGAACAACGAACAAAGACAACAAGGACAAGACCCUCUGAUGUCGGCGCUGGACAAUCUGAACCGGGUCCAACAACUCGAGAUCAUCCACGGAUACAACGACAUGAAAACUGAACUGAAGGACUUCCUGCAGAGAUUCGCAGCUGAAGGAAAGGUUGUGACUCCUGAUGACAUCCGUCAGUUCUUUGAGCAGCAGCAGAAUCGCAAGAGACGACGAGUCGACGCUGGACGUUUCUACUGCACCUGAUCACCUUUGACCUUUGACCUCCAGCUAACCAUGUGAUGACCACUGACCUUCCAUUGAUCUCCUGACUGGGAUUGUCUUACAUCAUUUCCUGUGAUGUUUCCUGUCGAUCAGCUGAUGUUUGUGGGUUUUCUGGACAUUUUAAAGUUUUUAUCCUCAGUUUAUUUGUUUCAGAGGUCAAAGGUCACCAACAUUAAUGUCUGUGUUGUCUUUGUGUUUCCUUUUUAAUGAAAACCAAUAAAACUGAACCACAACACCAACAUGA
Seriola dumerili (greater amberjack) is the source of this 1722-nucleotide messenger RNA. RefSeq names its product putative E3 ubiquitin-protein ligase UBR7 (gene ubr7). The record is from RefSeq and is a predicted model, not a curated record. NCBI's taxonomy places the organism in Eukaryota, Metazoa, Chordata, Actinopteri, Carangiformes, Carangidae. The transcript is spliced from 13 exons. Gene Ontology annotation, cellular component: cytoplasm. Gene Ontology annotation, molecular function: ubiquitin protein ligase activity; zinc ion binding. The coding region runs from base 330 to 1460 and encodes 376 amino acids.